GCGCUCAGGAUCGACUCCAGGAAACGCAGUCCUUCUCCAGCACCUGCUCAGCCUGAAGUGGGACAAACAGCUGCUACACCUGAGACAACUUCUGGUUUUCUGAUCGGGACAGUGUGCGCACAGCAGCGAUGGUUUGCGGAGGAUUCAUUUGCACCAAGAACGCGCUUUCUGCGCUCAACGUCCUUUAUAUUAUGGUGAGUCUGCUGCUGAUCGGGGUGGCUGCCUGGGGGAAAUGGUUCGGCCUGGUCUCCAGCAUCAGCGUGGUGGCGGCGGUCAUCGGCGUGGGCGUCUUCCUGCUGCUGGUGGCCUUGGUGGGGCUUUGCGGCGCCCUGAAGCACCAGCAGGUCCUGCUCUUCUUCUACAUGAUGAUCCUGUUUGUAGUGUUUGUGCUGCAGUUCUCCAUCUCCUGCGCUUGUCUGGCUCUCAACACGGACCAACAGAACCAGCUGCUGGAGGUCGGCUGGAACAAGUCCGAAGUGACUCGGGAAGACGUGGAGAAAACUCUGAACUGCUGCGGCUUCUCUUCUGUUAACCAAAGCGACUCCUGCCCCGCUCAAUGCUUCGCCACCCCGGAGUCCUGCAGGAGCUGCUCACAGAUCCUGCAGGAGUACGCCGGCCAGGUGCUGCGCUUCGUGGGCGGCAUCGGCCUCUUCUUCAGCUUCACUGAGAUUCUUGGCGUGUGGCUGACCCAUAAGUACCGGAACCUGAAGGACCCUCGAUCGAACCCCGGAGCCUUUCUGUAGCCGCUCUGACCGAAGUGAACCCAACAUGCUGCGAUUCCUGUGGCUCUGUCUGUGGAAAUGACUGUUUAAUUUGAUUUACUGCAGGAUCUGUUGCAUCCGUCUGAUCAGUCGUCUCUGCUCUUCCUGUUUACCUGUGUAACAUGUCACUAUCAGUCUCUAUUUAAGCUCGUCGUCGUUUUGUCUGUUGGAGUUUAAAGUGGAAAUGAAGUUCGUCCCUUUGAGGUGAAAAGAAAACGAAUUCCUCUGAAAGCAGUGAAAUUUAUUUUCUCUGCAGGUUUUUAAAGUGAUUUGUUGUUUAAAACUGUGAAGGAAUAAAUGAAGAACUAAA
Messenger RNA from Xiphophorus hellerii (green swordtail), 1071 nucleotides. RefSeq names its product tetraspanin-13. Lineage: Eukaryota; Metazoa; Chordata; Actinopteri; Cyprinodontiformes; Poeciliidae. Gene Ontology annotation, cellular component: membrane. The coding region runs from base 129 to 743 and encodes 204 amino acids. The transcript is spliced from 6 exons. The record is from RefSeq and is a predicted model, not a curated record.